This is a messenger RNA of Acipenser ruthenus (sterlet), 10590 nucleotides long. Its product is annotated as AF4/FMR2 family member 3-like. The transcript has 22 exons. The record is from RefSeq and is a predicted model, not a curated record. Gene Ontology annotation, biological process: regulation of gene expression. NCBI's taxonomy places the organism in Eukaryota, Metazoa, Chordata, Actinopteri, Acipenseriformes, Acipenseridae. Gene Ontology annotation, cellular component: super elongation complex; nucleus. Bases 334 to 3783 code for a protein of 1149 amino acids.
CUCCCCCCCUCUAAAUUGAAACGUCAUGUGAUUCUGUUUCUGCACUGUGUGUUCCGUAGCUACACGCGUAUAGGAAAUACACUGUCAAACAGUGUAGAUAGAUAAUCUGAAUGCUUAUGGAACCCGUAAAAUGGACAACUUUGACUCGCAUCUGUCACAGCACUGGGAUUUAGAGUCACUGGGAUUCCAACAUUUGAGCAGCUUUGGCAGUCUGGACUUCAGUCAAAAAUCUUUGUCUGCCACCACCUGGCAUCAUUAGAAGCCAUGAUUUCCAAACUAACAACAAAAAACAAUGUCAUCACCUGAGCAGCCACUUGACUAAUGAUCGUCUAAAUGAGCCUAUACAAACAAGACCGAAACACCCUGAGGAGGAGGGAGCGGGAGAGGAGAUCCCAGGAGGCCCAGCAGGAUGAGGAAAGCUUUAAUGUUGAUUACCCUCUCUUCGGUGAGCCAUACAAGACAAGCAAAGGGGACGAACUGUCAAACCGCAUCAAGAGCACAUUAGGCAAUUACGAUGAAAUGAAGGAUUUGUUAACUGACCAAAACAACCAGAGCCAUCUUGUUGGUAUUCCCAAGUCUGGGACCCUAAAGACGCUUGUAGCUUCAUCUGGUGAACCUUCUGGUUCUGUGGAACAGCAGAGUCAGAAGGCUAUGCGGUGGACCAAGAACGGUCCCACCACUCGGACCACUAGCCAGCAGCCAUCAAAAAAACACAUUAGCAGGCAGCGGAAAACAAGUUACAAAACACCAGGAACCUCAGAGGACUAUGUCCGAAGUCUUAAACACGUCAGAAGGGCACCCUCCACACAGAGAUUUCACUCUACCUCUAAGCCAAUUGUGCUGCCGCUGCAGAAGCCCACUGCCUACGUGAGGCCGAUGGACGGCCAAGACCAGGCCACUGAUGAGUCUCCAAUGCUGAAAUCUUCUUCAGAGGCAGAGCAGGACUGUGGUAGCCCAGAAUACGAAGAUUUACCCUACAGCAAACCAAGUACAAAGUCUAAAAUAUCCAAGCUGACCAUUCCCAAACAGGGAGAGGUCAGUGGAACCAGAGACAACAACUGUGUUGAGAAAAUAUUGCGGGAGAUGACCCAUUCUUGGCCUCCCCCUCUCACUGCUAUCAACACCCCUGGAAAUGUGGAGUCCAGCAAGUUUACAUUGCAUGCCAAGGAUCUGAAGCAGCACACUGUUGGGUACAACAAACGAAAGAGGUGUGAUGUUCCAGCAAAAAGCCCUCCCCAGCGCAAGCUUCAGAAAUCGAUGUUGGAGGAUGACCUGAAAAUCAGCAGUGAUGAGGAUGACAAUGUCAAGGUGUCAAAGGGGUCGGUUCUUCAGGUCAUUCCCGACAGUGCUUCGAUGCAGCCGCGGCCCAGUGGCAAGAGAUCAAGACAUUCCAGUGAAAGUUCCAGCACCUCCAGUGACUCAGAGAGCAACUCUGAGUCAGACUCAGAGAGUGAAAGCAGCUGCAGUGAUACUGAUGGCAGCAAACCUCUACACAGCUCUAGCCCAGAGCCAGAACAGCCAUCACCUACUAAGUGGCAGCUGGAUAAAUGGCUUAACAAGGUUAGCCCACCCAACAAGAACACAGCCAUUAAUCAUGACAUUGGUCUCCACGAUUUAAAUAAUACAAAAGAAUUAACUUCACAGUUCAAAUCAGACCGUCUGUACAGUGGUGAAGACACUGUGCUGCACUUGGCCGAACUCAAGGAAAGAGAGUACCACAGCCCAAGCACAGCCGCGUUGAGGCCUAGGGUCGCUCACAAAGCCCCACGGCCUAAAAGUGCCACACAGAGACCGUCAUUCGUCACUGAAGCCAGCCCUCAGAAGAGGCUACUUUGUAAAAAGCAGGCAGAAAGGACAGAGACAUCUAGUGGAUAUAAACUGAACUGCUGGCUGAGAGCUGUGGAGCACAGGACAGAGAAUGAGGUCCCGGAGCCUAGCUUGGAGGUACAGCCCAAGCAAAGGCCUCACACAAACAACUCUGGCAAAAGGAAAGAUUUAGAGGCUGAGAAGAACAGACAGAAGGGACCGGUCAAAAUUGUUCCAAAAUCCAAGGAGUUUAUAGAGACAGAAUCCUCCUCCACUUCAACCUCCUCCUCCUCGUCUUCAUCUUCCUCCUCAUCUUACUCCUCAGAUUCAGACUCAGAGGUAGACAGAGAUAACCCUCCUGUUGUAGCUAAAGUCCCAGCCGACUCCACCUCUCCCGCUUGCAGCCUGAGGCAGAGAGAAUGCCAGAGUGGAGGCCUGGGCAGGGUGAGGGGCUCUGGUAGAGUGCGCUCAGUAUACACCAGAGCAGCUGGACAGCUUAGCAGCAGCUUGGAGGAGCAGCUCUAUACUUUAGUGCCUUUCGGUCGCAAUGAGCUGCUCUCGACCCUCAAGGACACGGAGGACCUCAAGUCCCUCCUGGUGAAGAUCGACCUGACCCUCCUGACCCGAGUCCCAAGAGAGGUCACUAGAGAGCUCUCUGCCUCCAAGACAGAGCGCAAGAGCAAAGAGGCCAGCAUGAGGCACGAGAAUAACUCUGUAAACCAUCCUGCAGAGACGGAUACUGCAAAAAGCAGGAGGAAACGGAAGUGUGAAAAUGGAGUUGUAGGCAGCAAGAGGAAUCACACAGACAAAGAGUCUUCUGCAGCCUUCACCUUUUCCGAUAGCAACACACCUAUGACAGCUUACACAGAUAUCAGCAUCCAUGACUUUCCAGAACCAUUUAGUAAAAGUGACAGGAGGCUUCUGUCCCCACUGUCCCCAAUGUCCGACGGGUCAGAACACAGAUUGAACUGCUGUGACUUCAGCUCUUUAGGCAGACUGAGCGACAGCAGUGGGUUAGCUCCUGGCUCUGUCUGCAAAUACCGCAAGCAGGAGAUCAAAUCCCCCGCGCCAGAGAUUAAGAAAAUGCACCAUGUGGUUUUGGAGAACAUCCAUCUUGGCAAUAACCAUCAAACCCAGCGUGAGCCAUGGAGUGUGUCCCAGUGGCAGAGGGAUUCCAAGAGACCUCUGCUGCAUUUUGAUGACGUAGCACACAAUGCAGAUUAUUACAUGCAGGAGGCUAAAAGGAUGAAGCAUAAAGCUGAUGCAAUGUGUGACAAGUUUGGAAAGGCAGUGAAUUACCUUGAUGCGGCACUGUCGUUCAUUGAGUGUGGGAAGGCAAUGGAAGAAGGACCGGUUGAAGCCAAAUCACCAUACACCAUGUACUCGGAAACUGUGGAGCUAAUCAGAUACGCUAUGAGGCUGAAGAGCCACUCUGGUCCACAUGCCAGUCAGGAAGACAAACAGCUUGCUGUGUUGUGUUUCCGUUGUUUAGCUCUUCUGUACUGGAGAAUGUUCAGACUGAAGAAGGACCCUGCUAUGAAGUAUUCCAAAGCGCUCCUUGACUACUUUAAGAGCUCAGCCAAAGCGGCCAAUGUACCAUGCCCAUGGAGUGCCAGUGGAAAGAGCACUGGCACACCCUCGCCAAUGUCCCCCAGCCCAUCCCCUGUCAGCUCAGUGGGGUCCCAGGGCAGCAGCUGCAGCAGCACCACUGUACCUAUGCCUUCCUCCUUGCUCAUCACCAUUCCCCAGCGCAUCCACCAGAUGGCAGCAAAUCACGUCAACAUCACCAACAGUGUCCUCUACAGCUACGAGUACUGGGAGGUUUCUGACAACUUAGCCAAAGAAAACAAAGAGUUCUUUAAUUACCUUAACGCAUUAAUGAGACCGCUGACGCUGCACAGUAGUAUGACGCAUCUAGUUCAGUACACCAGACAAGGACUACACUGGAUACGAAAUAGCACUCAGUUGUCCCAUUGACAGCCAGACUGGUUUUCAACUCAAAUAAGAACAUGGUAAUUCCAGACACUGUGAUACAGAAAAUAUGUUUUUCUUUCUGCAUCGAAAAUAUAUUUUCUACAAGAACACUAGUGAAUGUCGCUGGAUUCCACAGCAUAUCAGGUGAAAACAAGGGUUCCACUCUUUAUAGAAGUACACCUUCAUUAAAGUGUUCCAGAACCCCCUGCAGUGUUUACAGGAAACACAUCCUUUGCUGUAUCCCAUGUUGUUCAGAUCGCUGCAUUUUUUUUUUUUUUUUUUUUUUUAACAUGUUCCCGAUAGUUUAGAUAUUUUUUUAUUCACACAUCUUUGGUAAAAAAAAAACCUAUGGAAUUUCUUGUUUCAACAUUCUCUUGGUAAACGCUCCUCAGAUUUAUGACUCGUGAUAUCUGAUUAAAAUUUUCAAAAGAGUUGGCAAUAUGUUUAAAUAUAUAACCCUGCAAUACGGACAAUAUGGGACACAGCAAAGGUAAUGAAAUGCAUUUCUUGUAAACUUUGCUGGGUGAUCUGUUACACUUUAAAGUGACAAUUCUGCAAGGUUUUUAAAAUUGUUGGGGGAGGGGGGGGGGGUUGGAUACAAGACUUACAAUGUCAGAUCUACUGUCUUACCCAUGGUGACUGAAAUGUACUUGCAGGGAGAUGCAUCUUUUAUAUUACAGAAUACAUUUUUACAACAAGCAAAUCAGUCACGUGAGCUAGAGAAAGUUUGUGCUACACCUGACAGGUGUUUUUGUUCAAUUUUGUUCCCCUCCUGUAUGUAUUUUUAUGUAUUUAUCAAUCUGAACAAAACUUCUGGGCGUUUAACUCCCCUAGUCCAUAGUCCUGUUUUAUCUUAAAUACUUAAAUAGCAAACUUGUGUCUAGUCUAGCGAAAAGAAAUGUGUAGGAAUCUGCCGAUGUAUGUAUAUAAAAAUAAAAAAUAAAAAUAAUAAAAAAAUAAAAUCAUUAUGGAAAUAGUAUCCCUUACUUGUUAGUCAGGAGCAUCAAUGUAUUCACUCAAAAAUCCUCAUUACAAAUUACAACAUAACAUAAUACAAUUCCCCAUAGAACAUCUUUAAAAGGCUCAAGGACACUUCAAUUUGGUUUAGCCAAAAUGAGAAAUGGAUGUGCAGUGCCAUCAAGUGGUGUCUGUAUAGCUUUGCAUGAUCAUCAUUACUGUAGCCUGAACGUAAAUCAGAACAGUCCUGCAGGUCAACUUCCAGUUUCGGAAUAUUUUUAAUUGGACAAAGUUGCAGGUUUAUAUAUUGAAUACCUAUUAAAAUGUAAAUACUGGCACUGAGAUCAUUUUAAAUGUUUUACCAAGGUUAUGAAAAUAAACCAUGUUAUAGUUCAAAACAGCAGGGAGUUACAGGACAACAGCAUUUAGAUUGACUGUACCCUGUGAUCUAGAAUCAAACAUAAAAUAUAUUUUAAGUGAUAACAGCAUUCCAGCCUGUAUAUUAGAUUAUUUGUCAUAUAAAGACAUAUAGAGGAUACACCAUACUGUAGGGGUAGAGAGAGUUGUUUACAGUUGUCCAAAGGAGUGAAAUGACCAGAGCACUCUGUGAAUAUUCACUGAGGAUUCAUAUAACAAGCACAAUGUUUGGAAAAGAAAGUAUGUUUAUUUGAAAUCCAAUAUCAGAAAAUAUCUUUCCGUAUCUGCUUCGGCACAUGCUUCAAUUUUGAACUGCGAUUUGCCUGGUCAUUUCAGCAUUGCAUUUUAAUGAAUGCAAGAUAGAUUCUAAAAUGAGAUUGGGUAAAAAAAAAAAAAAAAAAAUUCACACAGGAUCACCGAAUAUGAAACCAUUAUUCAAUGCUAAAUAUCUCAAUGAUCAUUGUUUACUGGGGACUAUUCAAUUGAUAUAAAUGCUGGCUGAUUAAAUAAAUACAAUCAUUUGGAUAACUAAAAGAGACCAGUCCUGCACUUUUCAGUAUUUUUGCAGACAGAAAUGCAUUAAAGAGACCCACAUACACAAUUCGAUGUUUGAUUUCCAUAACCUUGGUAUACAAAUGUAUAUUACCUGAUCGCUGGUAUUCAGACCUCCCACUGUUUAAUUCAGUUUACUGACUGUUAACAUUGUAAUUACACUGAAGCAGAGCUUUUAGUAUACACUAUAAGUGGUGGGCUUAUUUGCAAUAAUACCUAGGAGGUAGCAACUAUAAGAAGUUAGAAAUGUUGUAAAAGUCAAGGUGAGUUUCUAAUUCUUUAGAAGAGUUUGCUUUAUGGAACUGUUUAAGUAGGAGCUCUCACAUUUCCUGUAGGCUAAAUAAUAAUACAAUACCUUUUACAAACAAACGUGUAGUUACAAUUUUCAGGUAUCAUGGGCUGGUGCUAUGUGCUAUGGAUAAAUGCCAUUUAAAUAAUAGGUUAAUUAAAUUAAAGGAGGUGGGAUUAUGGUCAGAAUACAACAUCUGGUGCUCCCGAAUAGCGCAUCCAGUAAAAGCACUCGUGUAGAGUGCAGCAUGCACCCUAUAGUCUGGACGUCGUCGGUUCGAGUCCAGGCUAUUCCUUUGUCGACCGAGGAUGGGAGCUCCCAGGGGGUGGCGCACAAUUGGCCGAGCACCGCCCGGGGAGGGAGGGUUAGGACGGCCAGGGUGUCCCCGGCUCACCGCGCACCAGCGACCCCCUGUGGUCUGGCCGGGCGCCUGCAGGCUUGCCUGUAAGCUGUCCGAGAGCUGCGUUGUCCUCCGACUGCAUGGUGAAUCUGCAGCUAACAGCACACGCUUCGGAGGACAGCGUGUGUUCGUCUUUGCCCCUCUCGAGUCAGCACAGGGGUGGUAGCGGCAAGCUGAGCAACACAAAAUAAUUGGACACUACUAAAUUGGGGAGAAAACAACAAAAAUUAAAAAAAAAGAAUACAUCUGUUUUUUGCCCAACAUUUAUGGUAGUACUCCCUACUUGGAAUAUCAUUGUAACGUUUACUGUGUUAGUUCCCUGCGUGUAAAACUGUCAGUUCUGUUUUAUUAUUUAUUUGUUUUUUUAACCAAAGGUGGAAAUGGCAUUUCUUUUACAUUUAACCCCAAUUAAGCAUUUGUUUCACAAAAUAUCUUGAUAUUCCUAAAUAUUAGGGUGAUUCAUAAUUUGUACAACAUUGUCUGAGCAUCGUUAACACUGGACUCUAAGUGGAUGAUGAUAUGCAAAGGGAAAAUGUCUAUUCAUCCCCUAUUCAAAAAUAGGCAAACCAUUUUAAUAAGCCCAUCCCUCAGACUCAGUGUACAGAAAAUGUUAUCCAUUCAGUAAAUACAAUAUCUGUAAUUCCAAGAAGCCUGCCACACCACAGAAUAAACUAAAAAGGCAACAGAUCCAGUUCUCAACAAAUGCAUAACUUUAAAAUGUGUUCAGCAAGAUUGCGAACACUGUGGCAACAGACAUCACCUUGAAAAAUGGUAGUGUUGCUAUCCUCAUUUUUGGAAAACUGGAAUAUGUACAGUAAAAGUACAUAUCAAUAAUAGCAAGCGGUGUUUCUUAUUUAACUAAAUUAAUAGAUAUGGCACUUCAUGUAGUGUUUUUCCUGAGAGUAAACCACAUGGAGUGUAUAUUUGUGUGAAUAUUCAAUAAUGGAGAAGUAAUAAAGCACCAUUGAGGUGUACAGUAAAUGAUGUUGUAAAAUUAUGUACAUAUCAUUACUUUUAAAGUUAUUUAUAUAAAAAAAGCUUUUUUUUCUCAUUAUGUCUUCUGUAAUAUAACUCUUAGAGGACAUGGACUUAAAUUGUGUUUCAUUUUGGUAACUGGAGUGCAAAAAUACCUAGCCUGAGAAAAACUGUUUGUGUAUUUUAGGAGUGGAUAUGCCUUGUUAUUCUAUACAGUGCAUUUACAGUGUAAGGCAGACAUAUGUCAAACACAAUACACACUGUACAAGUUCAUCUUGCACAUGUUACUUAGUCCAAUCUACCACAUGUUCUUCUGGAAAUCUGUUGUAGUGCAGUUGUUCUGGAACAGUAAAGCAGCCCCACUGUACAAUGUUACAAUACAGCCUUAAUUGAUUUCUAAGAAUAAGCACUUUUAUAACAAACAUGUUCAUACUGUUUUUAAAGCAUUGCAAUAAAACUUCUGGAGAGAGAUGGGGGUGAAACAUCUUGUGUUGUAUUGUUGUAUAAUUCCCAUUUAUUGGAUUCUGUGUAAGUUUUGCAUGUUUUUGUUCAAAGCAAUUCCUUGAGUAUUCCUAAGAACUUAAAUUAUAUCUUCAUUAAAGUCAAAGAAAACCGAUAAAGCAAAUAAAAUGAAGAAUGUAUUAAAUCUAUAUAUUUUACCAUAUUUUUGGUAAUCAUUUUGUGAUAUGAACAUGUGCUUCUGGAAAUUUGGAAUUCCAGGAAGUACUUAAGCAAUAACCCAUGCCAAGGUGACAUAUCUUACGCACGUCUGAGUGCGUUGUGAAGCACAAGUCGAUAUUCUGGGGCCCUUUCCUUGCUCGGAUUGGGGGGCACUACAUCCUGGUGGCCAUGGAUUACUUUACCAAGUAGCCAGAAGCCUAUGCCAUCCCUGAUCAAGAGGCGGAGACCGUGGCAGAGGCAAGAUUGGGACGUCCAACUGCCCUUGGUUCUGCUUCGCAGUGGUGCAUUUGUCCCACGGUGGCCCCAUGCAAAGCUCGAUUCUGGGGCCCCUAUUCCCUAUUACCAGUAAUGCUACGCUACGAUACCAUGACUUUCAAACAGGGCAACAACCAUUUGUAUUGCAUUUUACUACAGCAAUCGCAAAAAAACACACUCGCAGAGACAGUUAGAAAUUAACCUUUUGUGAUUUCACAGUGUGGCAAAGUGCCCCCCUGUGUAUGUUAUAUGUUACGUGUUGUGUGUAAAUGUUGGUGUAUAGGCAUUGGUACACGGGAUAUAAGCGGGUCUGUGUUUCACGUGUGUGUAAAUUGUAUAUUUGUAUUUAGGCACGGGGAUGGCACAUCACAUCACGUGCAAGUAAAAAGUAAUAAUAUGUGAGCACGGGGAAUUGCACUUUAAUUAAUUCACGUGCAGUUGUACAGAGAUUCCAAUUGAAUGAUUGACUAGCAAUCGAGUCUCGGUACAACUGCAUAAAAGCUGCAUGUUUUCACUCACUGGUGGUUGGGUGUUCGGUGAGUGGAGAACGAGUGUGGAGAAGGAGAUAAAAAGAAUAAUAAGAAGAAUAAUAAGAAGUGUCUCACUCACCGUGUUUCAUUUGUCUGUCCAUCUGUUUACUGUUUAGUACGUUUUGUUUGUCUAUUUUAUUUUGGCGUAGAGUGCCGUGUCCUGUUUUUGUGUUUUUGUUACAACCGUUUAUUUUCUGUCUGUUUAUUCAUUAAAUGCUGAGCGAAAGCAUUCUCUCAGCUCCACCAAACUCCACCUCUCUCUGUCGUUUGUGUUCCUGUUUCUGCCCUGACGUCAGACCACUCGUCAUCGCUGUCACACACAGUGAUAAAGUCUACAAUUGUUGCUGAAUAAACCAGUUUUCGGCAAAUCUGGUGCAUGAUCGAUAACUGCCCUGUGACAUUGUAGAAAUUGAAAAGCCACAAAAAGCUUCUUUCCCCCGAUGCUACUGUGACAGGCACAGUCAAAAGCAGAUGCAAGGCAAUACUGAGGUUAGGAUACAGGUCCAGUAAAUUUCCCUUGUAGAUGCAGUGGAGCAUCGCAAGAGGCGAGGACGAUAUAUUGGCUAGAAAAGCAUUUAUUUAGAUUUGUUUCCAGGUUCAUUCAAACACGCAGGCUUACACGUGUGAGACACCUAUACAUGUAUUCCCAUGAAGUCUGCAGCAGGCAAACUUUAUUUUCAGUGUGUCGAAAUUAGUUCAUAUUUAAAUGGUUUACCAUUUUUAUCUUAAAUCAUGGGUUACAUGAUUACAUGGCACAUCUGACAGACUUGCUCACAGCUUUAAACUCCUACACGCUGUGUUUUUUCUGUUUAUGGGCAAUUGCACGGGUUGCAUAUACCUAAAACCUAAAACUGCUACUGCCACUCCGCUGUGCAGGACUCCACUAACUUUACCCCUGCUGUACUAAUGCUUGGCCAGGAGUUCCGGACCCCAGGUGAGCUGUUGUUUGACUGGUCAUGGGGCGACCUGGGAGAGGCAACCGGCCCAGAAUAUGGCAGGCAAGCUGCCUGGAUAAUUCCAAUCGCUUUGCCGGUGACCAGCUGCAGACUGGGGGCAUUUGCCAGAAAAGGCAUUAUGAUACUCAAGUGAGGGGUCAGCACUUUUGUGUGGAAGAACAGGACAGAGCCUGUAUAGGACCCUGCCGGGUCUUGGACCGCGUAGGAGAGGUGGUUUACGUUGUUAUGGAUAAGGCUUGCUAGCAACAAAACCAGGCAUGCAGGGCACUGAGCUCCUGCGUGCACAGUGCAGAGAGGCAGUGCUAGGUGGCCUGCUGAGAUCGCUUCUGGGUGGUGCGUGGGAGCUGGCGCCUGCAGGGGCUGCAAGAGAUUGCUUCAGUGAACGGACCUGUGUGCAACUUUGUACCGUCAGUCACCCUCGCCAGUGCAGCCAAGGGAUUCAGGGGAUGAGGGAUUCAGGGGACGGAGGGGUGCACGUGGGCAGAAACAAGGGAUGGGGGGUGUUGAUUGGGCAGAAUUAUUACAUUGUUGAAAUGCUGUUCAUGGGCUAAGGGCUAUUUAAGGGGAGCCUGUGAAAAUGCUAUACAGGUGUCUAAGAGUUAUGUCCACUGUGCAUCUCGUCUCAGCUUCUUGUCUCCUCUACUCUAUUCCUACUUCUCUACAAAUAGCUGGUUUGCUACAAUAUUAUGUAACUUUGUAUUGAACAACCAAAUAAUAAAUAAAAGUGAUGUGUACUGGGCUUCCCUCAUAUUUAAUGGUAAGUUAAUAUUACAAUACACACACCAUAUUUCACAAAAA